AUGAAGGAGGAAGAAAUCCUUGCGUGGCUCUUCACUCUUGACGGAUGCUUCAUUCUAGAGACUCUAAGGCUUCUCAGUGAUGAAUCACAAUGGAACCUCAAUGGCGAUUCACAAUGGAACCUCGAUCCUGUUUUUAAUAGAAACAGGGUCCGUUCUAUUCAAUUCGAUAUCCUAACUGAUCUUCUAUUGCUUGAAAAUCACGUCCCCAUAAUCCUUCUCCUUGGGCUGUUGGAAAUGGAGGACAAGUGCACAGAAGAAAAGGCAAGGAUAGAGCUGCUUAAAAUGAUAUGCGAUGGUAUAAUUGCCUUGGCUCACCCUUUCUCAUAUCAUCUGCAGCCAAAAACAGGGGAAACAGAAGCAGAGCACAAAGAACGCGAGGCAAAAUUGAAAGAAGCCCUCCAGUUGAAGUAUAAAAAUCUGAAGGAAUACAACCACAUUUUGGGAUUUUUUCAUGAUUUCAUUGUGCAUGAGUCCGAGAGCACCCAUGAAGGAGAAAAGAUUGAGAAUGUUCGUAUUACGGUACCAGGGGAUCACCAUCAUCAUCCCCAUCAUCUUCUGCUUCAUCGUCAUAAGACAGCUCAUAAACUUAAGAAAGAGUCUCAUUAUCAUUACCUCGUGGCUUCUGCGACAGAGUUACACAAUAAUGGAAUGAAGUUUAACUCGUACGAGGGAGUUCCGUCCGCCAAAGAGCUCCGUUUCGAGAAACAGAAAAAGACUCUGUUUCUCCCUGUGAUAUGGGUUUCUGAUGCCACGGAUUUGAUCUUCAGGAACCUCAUGGCUGUGGACAUCUGCCAAGAAAAAGAGCUCACCAUUAUUUCAGAAUAUCUGUUUCUUAUGAAUAGUUUGAUCCAGUCUGAGAAGGACGUGGCUUUGCUGAGGAAGAAGGGAAUAAUUCAGAGCUCCAUUGGGACUGAUGAUGAAGAUAAGUUUAUGGAUUUGAAGAUUGCUGUCAAUGAAUGGUACAAAAGCCGAUUAAUUGUGAGAAUUAAUGACUUCAUGGAGAAGAAUCCAAAGAUUGUGAGAACUUUCACUAUGUUUUGGGCGGUGGUUCUUAUGCUGGCAGCUGCAGCACCUUCAUCUGUGCAGAUAAUUACACACUUAUCUAAGAAUGGAUAG
Cryptomeria japonica (Japanese cedar) is the source of this 1116-nucleotide messenger RNA. RefSeq lists its product as uncharacterized. The record is from RefSeq and is a predicted model, not a curated record. The coding region runs from base 1 to 1116 and encodes 371 amino acids. Lineage: Eukaryota; Viridiplantae; Streptophyta; Pinopsida; Cupressales; Cupressaceae. The transcript has a single exon.